Messenger RNA from Perkinsus marinus ATCC 50983, 1946 nucleotides. RefSeq lists its product as hypothetical. The record is from RefSeq and is a predicted model, not a curated record. Gene Ontology annotation, molecular function: ATP-dependent diacylglycerol kinase activity. The coding region runs from base 39 to 1946 and encodes 635 amino acids. Lineage: Eukaryota; Perkinsozoa; Perkinsida; Perkinsidae. The transcript has 15 exons.
AGUUGGUUAGGAAUGGCCCUCCAAUCUGUAUAGAUUGUAUGGAGAAUUCAAGCCGAUCAUCCGAUAUAGAUACUUUUAGUGAUGAUGUUGAUGACCAUGACAUCCCUUCAAGGAAUGAAGGACGGGAAGGUAAAAGUCUACCUUGGCCUGGUAGUAGCAGUAGUAGAAGAGCCACAGUGUCAGGGGCUGCUGCCUUAAGUAUACUCCGAGGAGAGAGGGAAUAUUAUCAUCAUGACCAUGGAACAAGUGACUGCAACAACAAAGACCGUUCUGUCUCCGUAAGUGGUCCUCCUUACCACCAUUGCGAUGGCCAUGGUCCGUCUCGAUCUCGGCAAAGUCUCGUUGGGCCUUUGUAUCGGUCAGUGCAUCAUGACCAAGACAUCAGCAAGAAACCUAAUGCUUAUCAUCGCCAACGUGGGUUCACAUCGACAAGCUCCCUUUUAACAGACUCGAAGUCGAGAAGGGUGUCCUCAAUGUCAAUUUCUUCACACGCCCCUCUGACCCCUGCCCCGGUUAGUAUAUAUAAGGAUUCCUCUUACUGGCUCAAGACAGUUGUGGCCCUUGCUAUAGCCAAAUCGUUUGUGGAGGCUGGUCUUCGUUCAGCAUAUGCCAAUGAGGUCUCUGCAUUCGGUGGAUCGGCCAUUUUCCGAGGUUUCUUGAUGUUGGCGAUAGAAGUGUGUGUUAGCUGGUUUUGUCCACGGAUACAUCGAUGGUUCGAGCUCCGAAGUGGAGUGAAAUAUUUACUUUCCCUGGGUGCUCUUGGUGCCGGAGUCCACGUAUACUACCUAGUCCUGGGUAGCGCUAUAGUAUCUUUCGCGUUUGCGGGGUAUAUGUUUGCUAGUGUGAUAGCUGCACUGCUCNNNNAUGGGACUGUCAUGUGGGUAUUGCAAGAGUUGAUUCAACAUGGAAUUAAUACUGAUAGAGUGUGUAUCGGCAUCAUACCCUUCGGGACUGGCAAUGAUUUCUCAAGAGCCACGGGGUGGGGACCGUCAGCACCAUCAGACUUUCCUGGCUCCUGCCUUAGUGGCUUUAGAACGUGGCUCAAGCGAUGGCUAUCUGCCACUAUUAAGCAGUUCGACAUAUGGGAGGUGGAGGUUGAUCUUGAUGAUGACGGUGGAGUUAUAUACCAACUUAAGGGUGGUAAGAAGGUACCUCUCACAGAGACUGACACAGAGGUGGGUAAUGCUACCGAUAGGAAGUUAAAGAAGUUGGUCAAGCCUAUGUGUAACUACUUCUCUACUGGUGUGGAGUCCAGGUUGGGAUUGGGUUUUGAUAGGAAUAGGAAGAAAAGCCAAUUUGUGAAUAAACUAGUGUAUGGAGUGGAGGGGACUAAGAAGAUGUUAUUCAAGAAGACUGCUAAAAUAAAGGAAACAAUGGAUAGGGUUGUGGUAGUGUUAGUGGCUCAUCGGGGGUCCUUACAUCGUCUGAAUCGUGCUUCCCUUCAGAGCCUCUCGCCCGAGGAUAGCAGGAGAGGAGAGCAGCACCAGCAUGAUGAUAAUGAUACUGAGCUUAUAUUUCAGACCAAAUCUACUGGUGGUGAUAAGUAUAUCCAGGGUCAUCCUGUAUCGUUAAUAGCGGUUAAUAUACCAUCAUUCGCUAGUGGAUGUGAUGUAUGGAGUAUGGCUAGGAAACUCUCUGUGAAGGGUGCAGAUAAGGGAUUACUCCAGAGGAAACAAGAUAUGGGCGAUGGUAUGAUAGAAUUAGUAUCAUACAAUAGCCUCAUGGGUAUAGGGAUGGAGCAAUCACAUGUGUAUCCAUUGGCUGGCAACGGUCGUCGAGUACAUCAAGGGCAUGGUCCCAUUGAGAUGGAUUUCAAAUCUACCUUAUCUGAGGAUACUAGAAUAUACUUUCAGAUAGAUGGCGAGUUCUAUACAUGUCGGAGACCCCAGAAGAUCACUAUUUCCCAUAAACAGUGUAUCAGAGUGAUGGUAAACAAUGAAAAGUAA